Maudiozyma barnettii is the source of this 2898-nucleotide messenger RNA. It is a transcript of the gene SKG3, whose product is annotated as Skg3p. The transcript has a single exon. The record is from RefSeq and is a predicted model, not a curated record. Bases 1 to 2898 code for a protein of 965 amino acids. Lineage: Eukaryota; Fungi; Ascomycota; Saccharomycetes; Saccharomycetales; Saccharomycetaceae.
AUGAAAAGACUGCUAUCUAGUUCUUCUAAUCUCUUUCGCAGAGACUCCAGUGGCUCAACCCCACCAACUCCCAAACAACGUUCCACCUCUUCUUUUGCUAAAAGAUUAGUAAGUGGGGACUCUACACCAAAUAUUCCUGAAAUGAUCCCUAAUGAAGAAUCUGGUUUAUCUCCAGAACUUGUCCCGAUCGUAACUUUAAUAUCUGCACAUACUCAUAGAAGAUACCAUAGAGGUACUAUGUUGGUUUUAAAGGAUUUGAAAAGUGAUGGUACACCAACUGGUAACUCCUGGGAGGAAGUUUAUGCUGUUUUAGUUGGUACACAAUUAGCAUUAUGGGAUGCUCAUGAGCUUGCCGACUGUAAAGAUGAUGCACGGGAAAUUAAUAAUAGAUUGAAAAAAUUGGCCUCAAAACCAGCUUACUUGAACUUAACAGAUGCAUCAAUUAGAGCUAUUGGUCCGAAUGAUAAUUUUACUACAGAUGGCGGUCAACCAUUUGAGAAUGCUUUGGUCAUAUCUACUACAUUGAAAAAUAGAUAUUUUUUGAAAUUUAACAAUUUGGACUCAUACAACGCAUGGUACGCUGCCAUUAGGUUGAGUCAAUACGAAUCAGUAACAUUACAAUUAGCAUACACUGGUGCAUUCUUGUCUAGUAGAGGUAGAAAAUUAGGUGAUAUCCAAGUUAUUUUAGCCGAUAAUAAAUUUAAUCAUAGCGAAUGGGUUAGUGUAAGGUUUGGUACAGGUAUGCCUUGGAAACGUUGUUAUGCUGUCAUUUCACAAGCUGGUGAUAAGAAGAAGAAGAAAAAUAAUAUUGGUACUAUUACUUUCUAUGAGAAUGAAAAAAAGGUUAAGAAGACAGGCAUCAUGGCUACUGUUAACGACGCAUCCGAAAUAUAUGCAGUUUACCCCUCAUCACCUAAAUUAAUUGAUACUUCGACAAUUAUCAAAUUACGAGGUACAAUUACCUUGUCAGGUGAAGAUGGCGAAGAACAAACUAAUAUCUUCAUAAUGCCUGAGAAGCAUCAGGGUGUUCCAGGUUAUGAUACUAUUAUUAGAUUUCUAGUUCCAACAAUGAACGCGUUUAGAUUGUAUGGUAGGCCUAAGCGUCUCCUUGCACGGAGGGACGACACAGAAUCAUUAGUUUUUGCGCUACCAACUUUGCCAAAUGUCUAUUAUCUAAAUUGUAAUGACGUUAUAUCCAUUAUUGAUUCUGUAGAUCAAUCAUCAAUCUCCGCAUGGACUGAACAAGAUUGGCGUCAUGAAAUAAAUGAUGUUUUACUUGGAAAGAUAAGAGAUGGUUAUACUGGUAUAAGUUCAGAUCGUAAGGAUAACUCUAUAUUGACAUCUCCAGUCAUUUCUCCAGAGGAACUGUUUAGAGGGACUAACACAAUGGGUGAUUCUCCAUUCGCAAAUAUUGUAUCUGAAGACACAAGUAAGUCAAUCUCUAUUGGUUUCCCAGAAGAAUCGAGACAGGAUGAUGUAAUGCUAGAAAAUCUGUCAUCUUCUCCAGAUGAUAGUUCGGUAAACCAUAACGAUUUGAGUCAAAAUGUAAAUGUAGAACAACUUGAAAUAACAAAAUCACAAGAAUUAAGAGAAGUUACUCCAGCUGAUAGAUUAAUCAUUGGAGAUGCUCCUAAUAUGGCUAGAAAAUCUGAGGCCGGUUUAGGAGCUAUUUAUGAUAAAUACGCGGUGUUACCUUCUAGUAGAACGAGUAAGGAAGUUUCUCCAUCAAAUAAGAUAUUAGAGACGCCAGGUAUACAUAAAACUGAAAGUCCAUACGAAAAAUAUCUGGGCUCCAAUUCGGAAAGCAGGAUGUUUGAAAUUUCAAAUAUCAGAGAUUCUAGCAGUAGUAUGAACAGUAAUGAAGGAGAAGAUAGUAGUGUUUCAGGGAACAACUUUCAAGAUGCCUUUAAUGAGACAGAGGCUAGCGAAGAUUUUAAUGACUUAACUAAGAAGAUCGGAUCUAUUGAAGUUACUAGUCGUCAAUCAGAACAUACCGAAACCAGACAUGAUAUAGAUGAUUUAGCUGACGUUACUGCUGAUCUAAACUUUGAAACCAGUCAAGAUAUUUCUACAACUUCGGAAUACACCAGUAAUUUCCAUGAAGAGAAGGACAAUGCUAAGGACAUUGAUGUAUUUGAUCCAGAUUAUAUCGAACAAACUGAAAUAUUUAGCUCGGCAAAUCCAUACAGUACAUCCUCGAAUCGUUCUUUUGGGUCAUCUUCCUCUAUAAACAAAACCACUUCAUCAGGGACUAACCAUGUAUUACCUACCGAUCCGAACACUACAAAUUCCUCUUUUCCUCAUUCUUCUGGGACAACAGAUUUGAACGAAUAUGCUAACAUGCAACACCCUCAACAGUAUCAGCAGGUCGACAAAAAUGGUGCAGGUCGACAAUAUAUGGCUCAAAAUAAUCAACCAAUGAACAUAAACAGACCAAACAAUAAUGUUAAUAAUAUUUACCCACAAUAUGGCGUAAACCAACCAGGUGUCGGUAAUCCAUUUGGCCAUCAGAAUGUGAGGAUGGGACCAUUACCAGCCCAGCAAAAUGUAAAUGGUAUGCAAUCGGGAUCCCCUGUUAAUCCAAAUUUUGGUAACCCAUAUCAAAAAAAUCCAGCACAAAGAAUGCAAUAUCCUCAACAACAAAUGAACCGUCAUAUUCAGCAUCCACAUCAACCUCAACCUCAAAUGCUUAUGAGUAAUGGUAUGCCUCAACAGAUGAUGAACGCACCUCAACAAAGAAUGAAUAUGCCUAACCCAAUGUACAAGAAUCCUCAGUUUUCCAAUUCUGGUAAUUCUAUUAAUAGUAACAGUAGUAACAAAAGACCUAACGUCAGAACUGGGGGCGGGUUUUCUCAGUUCAUGCCUUCCACAACCGCAAAGAAUCCAUAUGCAAACUAA